Messenger RNA from Pieris napi, 1218 nucleotides. RefSeq lists its product as uncharacterized. The record is from RefSeq and is a predicted model, not a curated record. Bases 111 to 1031 code for a protein of 306 amino acids. Gene Ontology annotation, biological process: regulation of exit from mitosis. Gene Ontology annotation, cellular component: nucleus. The transcript is spliced from 4 exons. NCBI's taxonomy places the organism in Eukaryota, Metazoa, Arthropoda, Insecta, Lepidoptera, Pieridae.
AUUGAAAAUGCCGUUGCAUUUGAAUUUUGAAUUUUUUUGUUUAAAAUUUAAAUAGUUUAUACAAAGAUUAUUCAAUAAAAUUAGUAGUGUAUCCAUUUUAACUGUUUAAAAUGACUCAAAACAUUGUAUUUAACAUAAAUAUAGGCGAUCAGUUAACAUCAAUUUCUUGUGGCCAUGUUAUUGUAGAGCUAAUAAAGUUUUUAGCAUACCAAAGGCUUCAAAUUCCAUACACAUAUCAGUGGCUAAAACAAAUGGUUAAUAAGAAGAAAGAUAAUGAAAAUGAAAAGGAUACGUACCAAUCUGAAAGACAUUUUCACAUUGCUUCUACAGCGUUAAAUAACCUGGAUUUUGUCCUUAAGGCAUUUCCACAUAUAGUUCCACAUAUAUUACUCCCCAAUCCGGCUGGUCCCCGUGGGGAAUGCGACCACAACCCUCCAUCAAACAAGAGUUUGUUAAAAGAAAUUGGAGAGGCAACUCAACCACAAGAAGUAUGUAUAGCAUUUGGUUCAAGUCCAAUCUCAUGUAAGGAGAUUUACCGCAUUGUCUUACCAACAGUGUGUCAUAAGCCACAAUGCCAAUCACCUCAUAUUGCAUCAGACAAAAAAAUACAAAGCAGUGUAUUUAGGAAUCUGGUGACUUCAGAAAAAUUGUGUAAAGUCUUUUUUGAGCCGCUAUCACCUACUAACAUGUAUGUUUUCUUAAAAAAGGAAUUAUUAAGUAACCAGCAAGUUGUCUGCAGUGAUACUUUUCUUCAUGUUAAUGGGUACAGAAUGCCUAGGAGCUGUAAAGUUGUUGUUUUAAACUUUCCUGCCAAUCCUAAAAACACUACUUGUUGUAAUGAUUUUAAGAUUUUUGGUAAUGCACCAAGUGAAGAUCUCUCAAAACUGAGCUUGGAUGAUACUAGUGAUGAUGAUUUUCAUGAAAUUGAAUCUACUGAUAAAGUGCAAUGGUUUCAAUCAACUUAUGUAAUGAAAGGUUUCAAAGAUUGUGUUGUAAAUGGUAGUUCUAUUAUUAACAGCUGGCUACAUUAAUGUUAGUCAUCUUUUAUUAGCUCAAUUUUAUAGUUAAAUCAUAUAUUUUGUAAGUGUAACUGUAGGAUAAGAUGUGUUGAUGAUUUAAGUGACACUAAAAUUCUUAUAUAUUUAAUACUUAAUUAUUUAACUGUUACAUGUUACAUUUUGCCAUGUAGCUAAAAAUAAAUGUUGACAUAUGACACAA